This is a messenger RNA of Dicentrarchus labrax (European seabass), 3336 nucleotides long. RefSeq names its product inter-alpha-trypsin inhibitor heavy chain 2 (gene itih2). Gene Ontology annotation, molecular function: serine-type endopeptidase inhibitor activity. The transcript has 21 exons. The record is from RefSeq and is a predicted model, not a curated record. Lineage: Eukaryota; Metazoa; Chordata; Actinopteri; Moronidae. Gene Ontology annotation, biological process: hyaluronan metabolic process. The coding region runs from base 157 to 2997 and encodes 946 amino acids.
GGCCAGGAGUCGAUCGGUUCAGUGGAUUUUAACCUUCAGUUUUCAGCUCGGCUGUGUUUCUCCCUGCAGAAGGACUGUCUGUCUCCCAGUGCUGUGUUUCUUUUUUAUAUAUAUGUGUGUGAGGGUAUGUGUGUUUGAGCCCACAGGCCUGGAAACAUGAGGCGUCUGCUGCUGCUGCUUCUGGGGCUCCUGCUCCUCCAACAGGGCCGCUGCUUUGAGUUUGUGAUUGAUGGAGAAUGGGAGGACGAGACGUCACAUCUACAGGAUCAUCGGGAGAGACACAAGAGAGCAAUAUUGACCAGCGAGGAGCAGGAAGACUUUGAGGCCAUCCGUGGAGAGGACAUCACCGUCAAGAGCUAUAAGGUGGAGAGCCGGAUCACGUCACGCUUCGCCCACACCACUGUCAGGAGCUCGGUGGUCAAUUCGGGCUCCAAAGCCCAGAGCAUCGGCUUCAACGUCCAGAUCCCCAAACGAGCUUUCAUCACCAACUUUACCAUGAAUGUGAAUGGGAUAACAUUUGUGGGCUCAGUGAAGGAGAAGACAGUGGCCAGGAACCUGUACGCCCAGGCCAGAUCCAGAGGCAAGGCAGCAGCCAUCGUCAGGGCUAAUUCCCAGGACAUGGAGACCUUUAAGACGGAAGUCCAUGUUCCUCCUGGCAGCCACAUUGAGUUCGAGCUCCACUACCAGGAGAUGAUGCACCGCAGGCUGGGUUUCUAUGAACACUCACUGUACCUGCAGCCUGGGAGGCUGGUGCCCCAGUUCCAGGUGGAUGUGUACAUCUUUGAGCCGAAGGGAAUUACCAUGGUACAAACACCAAGCACCCUUGGAGAGCAGUUUGCAGAGAUGAUCAGCCUCACACAAUCCAAAGACAAGGCCCAUAUUGUCUUCAAGCCCAACCUACAGCAGCAGAGAAAGUGUGACAACUGCACUGGAAGCGCUAUAGACGGUGUCUUUACGGUCACAUAUGACGUGAACAGGGACAGCAAUGCCGGGGAACUACAGGUCUCGGAUGGCCACUUUGUCCAAUUCUUCGCUCCUUCCAACCUCUCACCCCUCCCUAAAAACAUUGUGUUUGUCAUUGACGUCAGUGGAUCCAUGUGGGGAGUCAAGAUGAAGCAAACAGUGGAGGCCAUGCAGGCUAUUUUGGAUGACCUGACCAUAGAUGAUCACUUCAGCAUCAUUGACUUCAACCACAAUGUGCGUUGCUGGAACGAAGAGCUGGUCCCCGGCUCCUCUAUUCAGAUCGCAGAUGCCAAGAAAUACAUCCAGAACAUCAAACCCAACGGAGGUACCAACAUCAAUGAGGCCCUGAUGAGAGCAAUUCAGAUGCUGCUGAGGGCGUCCAAUCAGGGACUCAUCGACCCUCGCUCUGUCUCUAUGAUCAUUCUGGUGUCCGAUGGAGACCCCACUGUCGGUGAGAUCAAGCUCAGCACCAUCCAGAAGAAUGUGAAGCGGGUGAUGCGGGAGGAGUUUUCUCUCUUCUCGCUGGGCAUCGGCUUCGACGUGGACUAUGACUUCCUGGAGCGUAUUGCCAUGGAGAACAGGGGCAUGGCUCAGAGGAUCUACGCCAACCACGAUGCUGCAGAACAGCUACGGAUGUUUUACAGCCAGGUCUCCUCUCCUCUGCUGAGGAGGAUCACCAUCCAGUUCCCUGAGGACUCGGUGUCAGAUGUCACCCAGAACCGCUUCGACAAAUACUUCAGCGGCUCAGAGCUGGUGGUGGCUGGGAAGGUGCUGCCGUCUGACAGCAACACCCUGACCAGCUUCACCACCGCAUCUGCCUCCCGCCUGGAUAUGACCCUGGAGACCGAGGCUGACACCACGGAGCUGGACACGGAGCUGGCCAAGCAGCAGCACUCGUUCACAGGCUUCGCCAGACAGAUGUGGGCUUACAUCACCAUCAAACAGCUGCUCUCUGAAAGGUCUCUGGCUCCGACAGCUGUCAAGAAGAGGAAGAUCACCCAGCGGAUUAUGUCGCUGGCUGUGGAGCAUCAGUUCGUCACUCCUCUCACUGCUCUGCUGGUAGAGAGCGAAGGCGCCACAGAGAGGCUGCUGGCUGACUCCCCAAGGGACCCCAAGCAUGGCUGCUGCUCAGGAGGAGGACUAGGAGGAGGCUCAUCGAUCAAUGGUCCGGGUCCAGUCCGCGUUGUCUACCAGCCUCCACCAUGGGUCCAGAUGACCACUACGGCUCCCCCGAGUCAGGCUGAGAAGGGUCCGGAGGAGUGGACCCUGCCUCUAAAGGUCAACUUAGUGGACAACGACCCACACUUCAUCAUCCACCUGCCCCGAAGUAACAUGGACGUCUGCUUCAACAUCGACUCCAAACCCGGUCACAUUCUCAACCUGGUGUCUGACAGUGGAACAGGUGUGGUGGUGAACGGUCAGUUGAUUGGCUCUAAGCAGAUGCACAAAAACAAACUGAACACCUACUUCGGCACCAUCUCGGUCUACUACCAGCCCGAUGGAGUCAGCGUGACCGCCAGCACCGUCGGCAUCGCCGUGACCGACGGCAGGAACAACCACUCCUUCACCUGGGGGGCCACGUCCGAAAUCACACAGGAUGGUGUGAGGAUUUCCAUCGUGAAGAACUCUCACGUUUCCAUCACAAUAAAUAACGAUAUCCAGGUGAUGGUGUUACUUCAUCGUGUGUGGAAGAAAAAUCCGGUCAGCGUUGACUUCCUCGGUAUCUACAUUGCCAAUGACAACCGGUACUCCCCUCUGGUUCACGGGCUAAUAGGACAGUUUUCCAGAGAGCCUGAGGUGAGCGUGAACGACAUUCACGAAGGAGUCGACCCUCUGAAGAAGGAGGCCAUCAUGGAGGUGAAGGGCAACAGGCUGCACGUCACCAGGGGCUGGCAAAAGGACUACAGGCAGGAUAAGAAGCGCGGCUCAAACGUCUACUGCUGGUUUGUGCACAACAGUGGGAAGGGCUUUAUCGACGGUCACUACACCGAUUACAUCGUCCCGGAACUCAACAGCUUCCUCCAGACGCUCUGAGCAGCCAGGGACACAUUCAAGAGUGCUGUGCUGCUUAUUAAUCACCUGGGUCAGUAGGGUUGUAAAGAAAAUUACAUUUAAAACAGAGUGAGUGAAAAAACUGGAGCCACAAGACAGAGGGGAAGACAUGAAGACGUGUAACUUUUUGGUAUCUGUGUGCAUCUACAUCUUCUGAUUACAGUCUUUAUUUUAAAAAUUCUAGAUGUUUUUUCCUCCCCCAAUUAUUUUCCAAAGAACACCAGAAGUCACUUUUGCUGAAUUUAUUUGGAGAAAAUGUACAUCUGCAAUGUUGUAGAUCAACUUGAACAUUAAUACAAAAUAAAAAACUAAUUGAACACA